Molecule: messenger RNA, 1290 nt
Organism: Theileria orientalis strain Shintoku
Lineage: Eukaryota; Apicomplexa; Aconoidasida; Piroplasmida; Theileriidae
Product: aspartyl protease
Exons: 11
Coding region: 1-1290 (429 amino acids)
Biological process (GO): proteolysis
Molecular function (GO): aspartic-type endopeptidase activity
Source: RefSeq, a predicted model, not a curated record
AUGACAACUUAUAUUUUCUUUAAUAAAAUCUAUUCUUGUUCGUACGCUAAGGAUAUUUUCCCUACGAAUUCCUAUUAUGAAAUUAAACUUUAUAAAUCGGAUAAACUUUCGGACGAAGACUAUUUUAAGGUUCUUGAUGCGAAAAGAUAUUCAGAGAAUUCAACUAGGUUUUAUGAUUUAAAGAAUGUGUUAUCCAGCAGCAUUGCUUUGAAGGCUGAUUACACAUCUAAGCUCUGGGCCACCUAUUACGGCAAUAUAAUAGUCGGUUCCGCCAAAGAGACGAAUUCAUUCAGGGUACUGUUUGAUACUGGGUCAUCUGAAUUCUGGGUUCCAUAUGAACUGUGCGUAUCGAGGCAGUGCUUAAGCCGCAAGAGGUACCAUAAAACCUACGAGUGGCGAGCCAAACGUGACAAUAAGGGAAACUAUGUUCCUAUCGAAAUUAAGUACUUAUCGGGUGAAAUUGAUGCAAUAGACGGGACGACAAAUGUUAAUUUGUUAAACGGAAUAACUCUGAAGGAUGUAAACGUCGGACUUGCUACUAAUAUCAAUAUUCCUGCACUGGGUGACACACACUGGGACGGAAUCGUCGGCCUGGGAUUUAAGACAAAGGAAAUGGAAUCCAGGGGUUCAAGGCCUCUUUUAGAGUCAAUUAUGUGCAAUAAAUCGCUAUAUCCCAACUAUAGAAACCAAGUAGCCUACUACGUAUCGAAAAACGGAGGAAAUAUCUCAUUUGGUGGCAUCAAUCCCAACUAUAAAAGAUCGCAAAACGACGAAUUUGUAUGGGCUCCCAUCGUAAAAGACUCAGUUUACUGGAGCCUUAAGUUAAAAGACGUUAAAUUUAAGACAACGACAAGACAUAAGAGCCCAAAUAGCCUGAGUGCAAACAGUGAUUUCAUAUCCUUAAUGAGCAAAAUAGAUGAUGUGAAGGUUAUCAUGGACACAGGAUCAUUUCUAAUCUACGCGCCCCAAAGUAUGAGUCCGCUUCUGGCCAAACUGCAGGUCACAUCCUGUGACGAAGUAAUGGAUAAACCGGUUUUAGUGUUUAUAAUCGAAGGAAAAUCAGGUUUGCAUAAUGUUAACCUGGAGCUGAAGCCUGAGGACUACAUCAUCAUGUAUGAGGACUCUAAUGGAACGAAACAUUGUACACUCGGAAUAGUACCAGAUAAUCAGCAAGAGGAAUUGGGAUUUAACGCGUGGACAUUCGGAGAGUUGUUUUUGAGGGCAUAUUAUACAGUUUAUGAUUACGAAUCCAAACAAGUUGGUUUCGCACCAAGCAAGAAGAUAGAUUAA